This is a messenger RNA of Penaeus vannamei (Pacific white shrimp), 883 nucleotides long. The record is from RefSeq and is a predicted model, not a curated record. NCBI's taxonomy places the organism in Eukaryota, Metazoa, Arthropoda, Malacostraca, Decapoda, Penaeidae.
GCCGUAUCGGUAGUGUGUUUGUGUAUCGCGGGCUUCACCUUGCUGCCCCGUUCAGUCGAAGAAUUAUUAAAUUUUAAGGGGUUCUACUGCGGUCUUGGAUCAUAGAGAGGCAUCCUAGAUAUUGUAGUGUUUGAUUGGUAAGGUAUUCUGCCCGUGAGCGUGCGGUUAAGUCCCCCCUAUUUCAAAAAAAGAAAAAGAUAUGUGAGUGAACGCGAGGCCAAGUGAGACGCCAUUUUGAAAACCGUCCCGUGUUUCCUUUUUGUUCCGAGAAGGGUUAGGACCGACGAUGUUUUGCUUCAGACUCGACGAAACGUGGCGAUAGAAGGAUAAAAUAAGUAAAAUAAAGAAUAAAAAGAAAAGAAAAAAGAGUACAGAACAUGGCCAGAGAAUCCUAUCUCUUGUUUAUAUGGAUGGUAGGAGUUUAUUGCAAGACAGAAGGGACUCAGCAAUGGCAACCUCAAGGAUUAUCCAUCGUGCAGGAUCUGAAAGGACCUCCAGACGCCCCUCUAGGAAGCGUGUAUGUCGUGGAAGCGAAGGACGCCCAGCAGGAGGAAGACAAAUCUUACGGAAAUUUUACCGAUAAAACAAAAGUAAAGCUACCCAGCCUGCCAUGCACUGUCAACACCGACUGCCUGCGGUGGAGUGACCCCCAGCUGGUCUGCCAACAGGGCCAGUGUACUUGCAAAGCCCCUUACUGCUGGGUGUACCAUCUGGAGACCUCUGGGUGGACUUCUCGAUAUGUCUUCACUUGUGGCACUUGUGGUAUUCUCGGAUCCUCCUGUAACUCCAGUAUCACCUGCAAUUACCCAGGGACGUGUUUCAAUGAUGGAUAUUGCCACUGCAGUAGGGGAGAGAACUUCAAUGAUAUCUGGUGAGUGUGUUC